UAAUUGCAGACUAGCAAGAAUAAUUAUAGCCAUUCAUAAUGACUCAAGCUACUGACUACACUAAGCUGGCUCUCUCUGACAGGGAGAACACUAGCAAUGAAGAGGAGCAUGUCACCUUUGUAAUGGAAGACAAGGAAUCUGAACGCAAAGAACAGAAAUCAAAGUGGACUCAAUGCAAGCGAUUUGCAAUGGACACUAAGAAGCGAUUUCUUAACAAGGUGCAGAAUAAUCUAGGUACUGUGUUAGGACUCUUCUUUCUAAUCGUAAUGAGUGCAGUGUUUAUAAGUCUUAGAGAAGUUCAUGCUAGUUUGGAAGAAAAGAAUGAGAAAGCAAACACUACACAAUCUAUUGAAAUUGAAGCUUUGAGAGAGCAGACUAAAGCAAGGUUUGAGUCAAUGCAAUCACUGAAUAUUAACCAAUCGAAAGUAAUUGAUUCUCUUAAUACGACACUUAUAGAAGCUCUAGCUCGCAUCAGCGAACUCACCAAGAAAAGUGAAUUACAGUUUACAACAGUGAAUGAUACAAUACAAUCAGGAUUCAAAGAACUAGAAGUCAGCACUGGAGAAAACAUAACCAAAGCUUCCAAGAUCUCCAGUGAUUUGUUUCAUCAGCUGGAAACACAGGUAGCUAACAAUGCAACCCUACUAGAGCACACUGUCAAACGAGUUGACGAAUUAAAGCAAGAUAAGUCAGAUACCGACGAAGAAGUUGGAAAAAACAUCAAUGAACUCUCCCAGAGAAUGGACACAAUAGAACAAAACACAGAAAAAUAUCGCAAACGAUUUGAAAGAGUCGAUACAGAACUCGAAAAUUUAGCUACGAGAAUCGAUAGUCAAAACAGCGAUAUUGAAAGUAUUGAGGUCAAAUAUGAAUCGCAAGAUAAACGUCUUGAUCAGCAAGGCAAGAAAGUCACACAGAUUGAUGGAAAGCAAGUCUCCCUAACAGAGAAAACUAAUGAACAUGACCAGAGACUCAAUAGACUACAAGGUCAAAUAGAAAGUGUGAGAUCUUCAGGGUCUAGAGUCACUGGAAGUAUAACUUGGCUAAUGAUGUUUGCGUACCAAUUUAUUUACUUUAAUUUGUGUUGGUUAUUAAAGCUUUUAAUUAUGUGUACCAAUUAAAUGUUACGUCUGCUGUUGCAUGUGCCAAUUAAGUUGUUAAAAUUCUCCUUACAAAAA
Messenger RNA from Halichondria panicea, 1178 nucleotides. RefSeq lists its product as uncharacterized. The record is from RefSeq and is a predicted model, not a curated record. Bases 39 to 1121 code for a protein of 360 amino acids. The transcript has a single exon. Lineage: Eukaryota; Metazoa; Porifera; Demospongiae; Suberitida; Halichondriidae.